GAUAACAAUCAUAACAGUCAGUCGUUAGCAGUCUGUGUAAAAAAUGUUGACUAGUUGUUUGGCCACACUAUUUAUUACUUUACUGUCCAUUUUUGCCUAUUUUUACAAGCGUUUUUAUUUUUCUUACUGGGAGCGAAAAAAAAUACCAAACCUCCAACAACAUGUUCCCAGGACAAAGCCCCAUCUCGGGAUCCAACUCCAACAAUUAUACAAGAUAAUGAAAGAAAAAAAGUGGAAACAUGGCGGUUUUUAUCAACAAUUAUCACCAGUUUACGUAAUUUGCGACCUGAAUUACGUCAAAAACAUCAUGACUCGCGACUUUAACUAUUUCCCUUACAGAGGGCUCUACUACAACGAGACCAGUGACCCUCUAAGUGCCCAUAUUUUCAACACAAGUGGCGCCAAAUGGAAACGCAUGAGACGAAAGCUUGACCAAAUCUUUACCUCGAGUAAACUCAAAACAAUUUUCCCACUUUUGCCCAACUGUGGUGAAAAACUGGCCGGAAAAUGCGAGCCAGUUGAUAUCAAAAAAGUCCUAGACGAUUUUAUUAGCGAUGUAAUCGAGUUGUGUGUUUUUGGGUCCGAAUGCAAGGUUUUUAAACAGCUUGGGCGGAAAAUUCUCAACAGGUCUCGCUUGAGGCGACUUAAAGGCAUCAUAAUUAACAAUUUUCCCAAACUGGCCAAGAUUUUGGACAUUGUUUUGAUACCACGUGACGCGUCGACAUUUUUCAAAAAAGUCGUCGCAGAAAUUGUCGAAGAAAGGAAAAAAGGUCAGACAGGACGGAACGAUUUUUUACAAGUUUUGGUCGAAAUGGAGAAAAAAUUUGAAAUCACAAUUGAUGAAAUAGCCGCUCAGUGCUUCAUUUUUUUGAUUGCUGGAAUGUCAACAUCGCCAACUGCGAUGACUUUUGCCCUCUAUGAGCUUGCAAGACACCAGGAUAUCCAGGAGAAGGUUCGGCAAGACAUUGCAAAGUUUGGUAAAGUGACUUAUGAUUCGCUCCAGGAAAUGAAAUAUUUAGGCCAAGUUUUUGACGAAACACUGAGGAUGUAUCCACCAGCCGCUUAUCUAAACCGAAAAUGUGAACGUAACUACGAAAUCCCUGACGGGAGUGGGAUUAUCGUCGAAAAGGGAACAAUUGUCGCAAUCCCGGUAUUAGGGAUUCACUACGAUCGGGAUUAUUAUCCUGAUCCUGAAAAAUUCGAUCCGGAACAUUUCAGUGAGGAGAAUAAGAGACUGAGACCGAAUUUUGCGUUUCUUCCGUUUGGGGAAGGACCCAGAAUUUGCAUUGUGAAAAGUGAUUUUCCAGGAAUGCGUUUCGGGCUAAUGCAGUCAAAACUAGGUCUUGUGUCUUUGUUGAAACGUUACAAGUUCACAGUUAGCGAAAAGACUAGAGAGCCGUUAAAAAUGAAACCAAAUUCUUUGGUGCUGUCAGCUGAAGGCGAGAUUUGGUUGGACGUUACCGAAAUAAAAAUUUAAUACUUAUAA
Messenger RNA from Tribolium castaneum (red flour beetle), 1486 nucleotides. Its product is annotated as probable cytochrome P450 6a17. Bases 44 to 1477 code for a protein of 477 amino acids. The transcript has 3 exons. The record is from RefSeq and is a predicted model, not a curated record. Gene Ontology annotation, molecular function: oxidoreductase activity, acting on paired donors, with incorporation or reduction of molecular oxygen; iron ion binding; heme binding. NCBI's taxonomy places the organism in Eukaryota, Metazoa, Arthropoda, Insecta, Coleoptera, Tenebrionidae.